This is a messenger RNA of Megalobrama amblycephala (Wuchang bream), 3155 nucleotides long. RefSeq names its product RAS guanyl releasing protein 2 (calcium and DAG-regulated) (gene rasgrp2). Gene Ontology annotation, biological process: Ras protein signal transduction; positive regulation of GTPase activity. Lineage: Eukaryota; Metazoa; Chordata; Actinopteri; Cypriniformes; Xenocyprididae. The transcript has 16 exons. Gene Ontology annotation, molecular function: calcium ion binding; guanyl-nucleotide exchange factor activity. The coding region runs from base 571 to 2349 and encodes 592 amino acids. Gene Ontology annotation, cellular component: plasma membrane. The record is from RefSeq and is a predicted model, not a curated record.
UCUAUCUAUCAUAAACCUCAUAAAGUUUUGUUUGAUUUAUGAUUGAAAUGAAAAACAAAAAAUACCAUUGGGGGGAAAAAUCAAGAAAUAUUCUCUGACAACAUGUCUUAAUAUCUAAUGUCGAAACCAAGAUAAGAAUAGUGAUUUAGUUUUUUUUUUUUCUGUAACUAAAAAAAAAAUAUCUCGCUCUCCAUUUUUCUCACACUCCUCCACCCCUUUUUGGUGUGAAAUGUUAAAAAUGAGACGAAAACAUUGUGAACAGGAAAUGCAACAGCUGUAAAUUUCUCAACUGACAGGAAACCGUAUAGGCUGUUGUACUUCGAGUGAACCCCAGUGAGGCCCUCUGUGGUUUUCAGUACAGAGAGAGGCUAUACUGAAACCCCGUGUUCAUUAGCACUUCUGUUUUCAAAGACCAUCAGUGAUCACUGUUGGACCACUGAUGCCAGAUUCAACGGCCGCGCGUGGCGUUGUCUCAUUUUCAGACUGAAAAAGAGAGGGAUCAAAGAGAGGAGUGGAAAAUUAAGUGGGGGGGGAAAGGAGGGGCUGUGGAGAACAGUGAAGUAGAAAAGGAUGGAGAGCGUUUCAUCGGAUCAGUCAGCCAGCGUGGAUGAGCUGGUGGAAGCCUGCAUCAAAGCCUUUGACAAUGAAGGCGCUCUGAAGGAGACGUUUCUCGUGCGAAUGUUUCUCACCAUGCAUCCCUGGUACCUGUCAUCCAGUGACCUAGCCAAGAAACUCUUGCACAAGUCUCAGGAACAGGAUUGUUCUGCAAAUCGACAGUCUCAGAUUUGUCACCUUGUCAAGUACUGGAUAACUGAGUUCCCAGCUGAGUUUGACCUGAACCCCGCACUUGCUGAACAGAUCCGUGGUCUGAAAGAGCGACUGGAGCAGAAUGGAGAUGUGAGGCGUAGUCUGCUCAUCGACAUAGACAGCAUCCCAUCAUACGAAUGGCGACGUCAACUGGAAGAGACUGUCCAGAAGAAACGCAAGACCUCUCUUCUUUUUGACCACCUGGAUGCUUGCACCCUGGCUGAACACCUUACAUAUAUGGAGUACAAAUCGUUUUGCAAAAUUCUGUUCCAGGACUACCACAGUUUCGUGAUGCACGGCUGCACGGUGGAUAAUCCCAUUCUGGAGCGUUUCAUUACUCUGUUUAACAGUGUUUCCCAGUGGAUCCAGAUCAUGGUUCUCAGUAAGCCUACAGCUCAGCAGAGAGCCACUGUCAUCAGUGAAUUCAUCAAAGUGGCCCAGAGGCUACUGCAGCUGCAGAACUUCAACACACUGAUGGCUGUAGUGGGUGGGCUUAGCAACAGCUCCAUUGCUAGACUCAAAAAUACCCAGGCGCUCAUCAGCAGCGAGACACGCAAGGUGUUUGAUGGAUUGGUAGAGCUGGUCACUUCCUCUGGAAACUACAGUCGCUACCGUCAGCGUUUCUCUGAAUGUUUGGGAUUCCGCUUUCCCAUCCUUGGGGUACAUUUGAAGGACCUGAUUGCUGUCCAUGUGGCCCUGCCUGAUUGGUUUGACCCAGAGAAGACUAGGGUCAACCUAACCAAGACCCAUCAAUUGUACACCAUCCUGGAAGAGCUGGCGCUCAUUCAGAGCACUCCACCCAAUGUAGAAGCCAAUUCAGACCUGCUGAAUCUGCUUAUAGUGUCUUUGGACCAGUACCACUCAGAGGACGAGAUAUAUCAGCUAUCUUUACAGAGGGAGCCUCGCAGUAUUAAACUAUCUAAUUCCAGCUCAAAGUCACAGUCUCCCCUAAUAGAACAGUGGGCAUCUUCAGUCAAACCCAAAGCGGAUCCAGGCAUUAUCAACAAGCACAUUGAAAAAAUGGUGGAGUCAGUGUUCCAAAAUUUUGACACUGAUGCCGAUGGUUACAUUUCCCAAGGAGAGUUUGAGAUCAUCAGGAGCAAUUUCCCUUACCUUGGCAAGUUUGAUGAACUGGACCAAAACCAGGACUGUAAAAUUAGCCGAGAGGAGAUGAUUGAGUACUUCACAAAGGCAAGCUCCUUACAGAACUGCAAGAUGGGUUUUGUUCACACGUUUACAGAGACGAGCAGUAUCAAGCCUUCAUUUUGUCGGCACUGCUCUCGCUUGAUAUGGGGAUUUUACAAACAGCGAUGCAAAUGCAAAGUGUGUGGGGUGAGCUGUCAUAAAGACUGCUGCAGUCAUUUGGCCAUUGAGUGCCGCAAGCGUGCACAAAGCGUCAGUUGUCACAAUGACGCUUCCUUUAAGACCACACGCUCUUUCAGCUUUCCGCCUCCCUCCAGCACAGAGCCAAUAGCAGAGUACCCAGUCAUCACAGACGGCUCUCAGGAGGAACAGGAUGAGGUUUUUGAUGUCCACCUUUGAUGAGGUUAAAGAAGAUGUAUAUUGCCAGCACAUUCACCUCGUGGUUGAGAGCUUUUUCAUUAAGUCCUUCUCACGAAGAGAAAUCCAUCACCUGGCAUUAGAUACGUUCCUCUCCUCUCUUUCCAUAGGAACAUCCUGGAGCAAAUCCAUAAGCAACCGCAGCGGCAGUGAGGGAGAUACACUAUUCUCCAAAUGUUAUCCACUGCAAUCCAUUCUCUUGAGCUCUCCUAUACUCUGAUUUCUCCUGGGUUGCUUCUCAGAAAAUAGUACAUAGUAUUUUCUUUUAAUUAUUAUUUUUUAACACAAGGAAUGUUGUGGGACUAAAAAAUAUCACAUCACAAUUAACAAUGUGUGACUUAUGCACAGAACAGUACACGGUAUUUCUUCUAUACCAUUUAGUUGAGAAUAUAUGAUCAUAUCUGACAAUGUACAAGAGUGAGAUUUGUUUAAUAACCGAGAAUACUAUUUAAAUUGGAAUUCCUGUAACUGCAUGAUUUCAUUGAUCUCUUUAAUUUUCAUGAUAUGAAUUAUACAGAGAGGACAAGGUCAAAUGAAUGACUUGUUGCAGACUUAUUGUGCCACAGCCAUCUCUCAUCACAGGCUUUCAUUUCACGCCAACAGAAGGCGCUGUUGUUCUAAAUUGAGAAACUGAUAUGACAAGGAUCUUGUGCUGCCUCAUUUGCUUUCUGUUUUUAUGUUUAGCCUAUAUUAUUAUUAUGCAGAUGAGUCAUUUGUUUUCUUUGAUGUACAUUUACUUUUUUUGCAGAGGAAAUGUAUAAUAGAAUAGAACAUUUCAUCAAAUGAAA